Hevea brasiliensis (rubber tree) is the source of this 1725-nucleotide messenger RNA. RefSeq names its product U-box domain-containing protein 9-like. The record is from RefSeq and is a predicted model, not a curated record. The transcript has 2 exons. NCBI's taxonomy places the organism in Eukaryota, Viridiplantae, Streptophyta, Magnoliopsida, Malpighiales, Euphorbiaceae. Gene Ontology annotation, biological process: protein ubiquitination. The coding region runs from base 147 to 1517 and encodes 456 amino acids. Gene Ontology annotation, molecular function: protein binding; ubiquitin-protein transferase activity. Gene Ontology annotation, cellular component: cytoplasm; nucleus.
GAUACUAAAUCAAGAAACCUGCUGAUUCACACAAAAUAUACAAACACAAUUCUCUCUUGCCGUUCUUACUCAAUACUCGCAUACCCAUUUUGUUCCUUUUCUUUGUUUUUUGUUUCUUGUUUUCACAAUCCUCUUCGUGGCUUUUUAUGGCGAAAACUGUUGGGGUUCUUGAGGCUAGUUCUUCUUCUACUAGUACUGCUGCUGUGCCAAACUCAACUGAGUUGAAGAAGGAACUGGAGAGGCAAGUUAACAAAAUUCUUGGUGAGGAAGAUUAUAGCUCGGAGAUCAUUGAUGAGGUUUUAAGGAUUUUGACUUCUUUGAAGGAAUUGAAAUUCGAGAAAUCAUCUAAGUCUUUGAUUGAUGACAAUACGGUUGUUCCUGAUGAAUUUAAAUGUCCCAUUUCAAAAGAGCUCAUGAUUGACCCUGUCGCUUUGGUUACUGGGCAGACGUAUGAUCGGUCAUUCAUCCUGCGAUGGUUAAAUGAUGGGCACCAGACAUGUCCUCAAACUCAGCAAGUCCUCUCCCAUACUAUCCUUACCCCUAAUCUCUUGGUACGAGAAAUGAUUUCACGUUGGUGCAAUGAGCAUGGAAUUGAGCUCCCCGGGCCUGUUGAGGAUGUUGAGGAAAUUGUUGUUGUUGAUGCAGACAAAGACUACUUGUAUUCACUGUUGAAAAAGAUGUCCUCUUCCCUCUCUGAUCAAAAAGAAGCUGCAAAAGAGCUUCGGCUGCUUACUAAAAAGAUGCCAUCAUAUCGGGCCCUUUUUGGUCAGUGCACUGAUUCCAUUUUGCUUUUACUCAAGCCACUAUUAACAGGCAGAGUUGAUUCUCAUCCUGAUCUCCAAGAGGAUUUGAUUACAACAAUUAUGAACGUCUCCAUUCAUGAAAAUAAUAAGGAAAUAGUUGCUGAACAUCCACUUGUCAUUCCUCUGCUUAUUGAAUCUCUGAAAUAUGGAACCAUGGAAACAAGAAGUAAUGCUGCUGCAACUCUCUUUACCCUAUCGUCUCUUGAUUCAAACAAGAUUCUUAUUGGGAAAUCAGGUGCUCUCAAACCUCUUAUUGACCUCUUAGAGGAAGGGCAUCCAUUAGCCAUGAUGGAUGCUGCAUGUGCAAUAUUCAACCUAUGCAAAGCCCCCGAGAAUAGAGGGAAAGCAGCCUGUGACGGGGCAGUUAGGGUGAUCUUGGAAAAGAUGAUGGAGAGCGUACUUAUUGAUGAGCUGUUGGCUAUUCUUGUUUUGCUUGCUAGCCAUAAGAAGGCGGUUGAGGAAAUGGUGGAGCUUGGUGCUGUGGGUUGCUUGCUCAGAAUUAUCAGGGGAGGCACUUCUGAACGCAACAAGGAGAACUGUGCAGCAAUCUUAUACUUAGUCUGUGUAGAUGAGCGGGCCACGUGGAAGGAGAUUAGGGAAGAGGAAAAUGCUAAUCAUACACUUUCUAAACUUGCUGAAAAUGGUACUUCAAGAGCCAGGAGAAAGAUCAACAGCAUUCUCGAGAAGGUGCAGAAAGCUGCCCAUACUGCGUGAUAAAAGAAAUCUUUACUCCAUAGACAUGAUCAAUUACUUCCUAUACAUUCUUUCAUCCUUCACUCUGCCAUGGAAACACUAAUACUAGCUCAGUUACCUGUAAAAAGUUCACAUACACAAUUGUACAUGUCAUUGUCACCUAUUCUCAUAACAGGCAAGUUUUGGUCCAUCUGAGGCUAAUAGAUAAGCAAAGGGCAUUGAAUUUUGA